CCUCGCUCCCUCCUUGCUUCCCGCCACCCCUCCAGCGCCUUCCCCCUCCUCCCUCCUCUCUCCACCUCCAGGCCCCGCCCCGGCCCUGCCGCCCUGUCUCCUCCCUGCAGUCGCUCCGGAGCUGCACGGGUGUUCUGCGUGUUGCUGCGUCAUCGCCAGUGGUCGGUUUGAAUGAGGCUCUCGUCGCACCGAAGCCGCCGCCACCACCGCGCCUCCGCCUCGGCCGCCGCCGCAGCUGCUUCUGGUCUCUGUCUCUUCGCCGCCCUUGUCAGGCCCAGCCCUCCUGCGCCGCCGCCUCCCGCCGCGCCCCGCCAUGCCGCUCUACUCCGUUACUGUAAAAUGGGGAAAGGAGAAAUUUGAAGGUGUAGAAUUGAAUACUGAUGAACCUCCAAUGGUGUUCAAGGCUCAGCUGUUUGCGUUGACUGGAGUCCAGCCUGCCAGACAGAAAGUUAUGGUGAAAGGAGGAACUCUAAAGGAUGAUGAUUGGGGAAACAUCAAAAUAAAAAAUGGAAUGACUCUACUAAUGAUGGGGUCAGCAGAUGCUCUUCCAGAAGAACCCUCAGCCAAAACUGUCUUCGUAGAAGACAUGACAGAAGAACAGUUAGCAUCUGCUAUGGAGUUACCAUGUGGAUUGACAAACCUUGGUAACACUUGUUACAUGAAUGCCACAGUUCAGUGUAUUCGUUCUGUGCCUGAACUCAAAGAUGCCCUUAAAAGGUAUGCAGGUGCCUUAAGAGCUUCAGGGGAAAUGGCUUCAGCGCAGUAUAUUACUGCAGCCCUUAGAGAUUUGUUUGAUUCCAUGGAUAAAACUUCUUCCAGUAUUCCACCUAUUAUUCUACUGCAGUUUUUGCACAUGGCUUUCCCACAGUUUGCCGAGAAGGGUGAACAAGGACAGUAUCUUCAACAGGAUGCUAAUGAAUGUUGGAUACAAAUGAUGCGAGUAUUGCAACAAAAAAAAGAAGCCAUAGAGGAUGAUUCUGUUAAAGAGACAGACUCUUCAUCUGCAUCGGCAGCGACACCUUCUAAAAAAAAAAGUUUAAUUGAUCAGUUCUUCGGUGUUGAGUUUGAAACUACCAUGAAAUGUAAAAAAAAUGAAGAAGAAGAAGUCACCAAAGGAAAGGAAAAUCAACUUCAGCUUAGCUGUUUUAUCAAUCAGGAAGUCAAGUAUCUUUUUACAGGACUUAAAUUGCGACUUCAGGAAGAAAUCACCAAACAGUCUCCAACAUUGCAAAGAAAUGCCUUGUAUAUCAAAUCUUCCAAGAUCAGCCGGCUACCUGCUUACUUGACCAUUCAGAUAAAAAAAUUUUUUUAUAAAGAGAAGGAAUCUGUGAAUGCCAAAGUUCUUAAGGAUAAAAAAAUUCCUCUUAUGUUGGAUAUGUAUGAACUGUGUACACCAGAACUUCAGGAGAAAAAAAAAAAUUUUCGAUCCAAAUUCAAGGAUCUAGAAGAUAAAAAAGUGAAUCAGCAGCCAAAAAAAAGUGACAAAAAGAGUAGUCCCCAGAAAGAAGUUAAGUAUGAACCCUUUUCUUUUGCUGAUGAUAUUGGCUCCAAUAAUUGUGGAUACUAUGACUUACAAGCAGUACUAACACACCAGGGAAGGUCUAGUUCUUCAGGUCAUUAUGUAUCAUGGGUGAAAAGGAAACAAGAUGAAUGGAUUAAGUUUGAUGAUGACAAAGUCAGCAUCGUAACACCAGAAGAUAUCUUACGGCUUUCUGGUGGUGGAGACUGGCAUAUUGCUUACGUUCUACUCUAUGGGCCUCGCAGAGUUGAAAUAAUGGAAGAGGAAAGUGAAUAGUAGUCUUCAUUUUAGCUAUUUAUGCUUAGGUGUGAAAAUAAAUGUUAUUUGUUGAUCAUUUCUAUAAUCCAGAGCUUUAGAGGAAGACACAUAGGUGGUUUUAUCUGUUUCCCCUCGUUUGAAACAAAAGAGGACAGAAGCAGACCACUCUGUGCAUCAACCUAAAAAAUUACAGAAAAAAUUAUCUUUGGAUUGUGCUGCCCUAUAUAAGGGUGGCAGAAAGACAUUUUUUAAAAACUUAUUAUUUCUUGCAUUAUUUUUAAAAAUUCUGAGUUGAAAUGCCUUUCAACCAUUUCUUUCUGUGGUCAUUUUUCUUGCUGCCUUUUUCACCCAAGAUUCAGCAAUCAGAUGUUUAUUGCACACCUAUUACCUAUUAUUUGUUGUUCUUGCAUGGUUCAAACCACCAUUCUAUAGCCACCCAUCCUUUGCCUUAUCUAACAAACAUUUUUCCAGGAAGGUGGAAAAGGAAGUUUUGCUCUCAUUGUGUAACUCAGUGCUGCUGUCCAUCCCAUGGAAACAUGGGCACAAUCAAGUAUUUGUCCAGCCUGUUGCAGGCUUUUCAUGACUUUAAAAUAAAUUGUGAUCAGUAAUAGUACAUUUGGUUAUACAUUUAUUAUUGUGUCUCUCUCUGAUGUACUGUGGAUUGUACAUUUAACUUUGGAAUGGCUUUGUAAUAAUCAAUCUUAAGAAAAUGUUGACAAGCUCUGGUUGCUUACUUUUAGAAAAUGAGGACAUUUAAUAAUAAUAAAAAAGGGGGGAUUAAUAGCUUUUGACCUCAAGUCUUUUGUCUUCUGAGUGUUGGAGCUUGGCUGAAGAUUCAGAUAUGUUUAAUGCUGUACAGUUUCUGAAGAUGGUUAUUAACACUGUGCUGUCAAGCAUCCAUUUGAAAAUAUUUGUUAUCUUCUUUGCCUGCCUGUAUUUUACAAAGAAAUAAUACAAAGUUGUAAAAGUAAUGGAUUUCUUUGGAUGCCAAAUGCAGUGAUGUUAUCAGUCAGAUUUGUUCCUUGGCUCAGUUGGUGUUUGUAUUUCCUAAUUCCCCAAACUUUGGCUGUGCGUGGUGGCUCACGCCUAUAAUCCCAGCACUUUGGGAGGCCAAGGCAGGUGGAUCUCUCGAGGCUGAGAUUGAGACCAGCCUGGCCACAUGGUGAAACCCUGUCUCUACUAAUAAUACAAAAAUUAGCCGGGCGUGGUGGUGCACACCUGUAAUCCCAGCUACUUGGGAGGCUGAGGUCGGAGAAUUGCUUGAACCCGGAAGGCAGAAGUUGCAGUGAGCUGAGAUGACUGUAGCCUGGGUGACAGAGAGACUCUCUCAAAAAAAAAAAAAUCCCCAAAUCUUAAUGUCUGUUUCAGAAUUUUAGUGAUUUUAAGGUGAUAGUAGAAAAUACCAAGCAUAUGAGGUAUUUCAAUAUGAUAGGCUUCUUACAUUUUAAUACAUUAGUUAUUCAUCUUUGUUCCAGGACCCUUGGCUGAUUGCUAGGGAAAGGAUAAAGCAUAGAAUACCAGCCAGUUUGGCUCUAAUUUUGAGUUAUUUGUAAUAAAGUUUGGGGAUUAUCAUAACAUCUCAUAUCUUUCUUUGUGUAUGUUGUUUGAAUGCUCUGCAGAGCACAACACUGAUAACUAUUAAAAAUAGAAAACAGCCAUUUUACUUUCAAAUCUGAUGUGAUGUAAUCUGUGAACACUAGGGGGGAUAAAAUAAGCAUUGCAGGGAAACUUAUUUGUAAAUAGCUUCCUCACCUAAACUUUGACUUGGCAAUCAAUACUUUCUACUUCGUGGAGGGGAUUAAGAAUACAAUGGGGAGGAGGAGACCAUAAGAAUUAUAAUGAUUCAUGUAUAUUUGUAUGAUGCUUGUAACUUUGCAGUCUUUUUUAUUCAUUAUCUCAUUCAGUCAGAACAAUUUUAUUGAGGACAUGAAUUUAACAAUUAGAAUUUAGAUUUUCUGACUGUAGCUACCAGAUGCUGUAGCUACUAGACCAGGUGAGCUAGGUUUAGAGCAAAGUAUAUAAGCCUUGUAUGGAAUAUAUUAGAAUUUUAAAAAUUGUAAUUCCUUAUUAUAAAAAGUUUGAUUUCAUUUUAUUUGAUCUACAAAAGCAUUAUUCCAAAGAAUUUUUUCAAGUAGAAAUGGGAGUUAUACCAGUGUCGUUUUAAACUAAUAAGGCUAUUUUAGAAUUCAGCCUUGCCUGUAAGGUCUUUGAGAAGGGAGAAUAGGCAGCAAAAAAAAAAAAAAAAAAAGUCUUGAUUCCUGAAUGUGCCUUAUAUGCUGUGCCACUCACACCAAGGCCAUCUCAGCAUUAGAGCUGUGCUAGAUCACUGCUUCACUAGCUAGAAGUUAGGCCCAAGUAAGCGCAUUUACAGAAUAAUCUGCACUCAGUAGCCCUUCUUCAGGAUUAAAAACAAUGAUGACCUCAUCUUAGAGCCCUAAAGGGAAAUGGGAACAGGAAAAGGCGGUGGUACUGUCUUCUGCUACUACUACUUAGUGCUUUGCUGUGUAUAGGGUGCUUUCACAUACAUCUCAUUUGAAUGUCACAAGAAUCCCUGAAGUGAUUAAAAGUCUUGAGAGGUCAGGCAAUUUUUGUAAGGCUAGAAGGAAAAGUGAGGUUUCAGACUUCAUUUCUUUUAAAGUUGGCAAACAUUUUCUGUAAUGGACAAGAUAGAUAGAUAGUAAAUUAUUUCAGGCUUUGCAGGCCAUGAAGUGUUGUAGCUCCUUACCUUUGCUGUUAUAGUGUAGCUGGAGCCAUAGACAGUUAGGAGUGAGCACAGCUGGGUGCCAGUACAAUUUUAACGAUCAAGACUCGUGGCAGGCAGAACAAACCAUCAUUUGUUGAUCCUCUGCUUGAAAGCACGAAUAAGAACAGAGCAGUCAUAUGGUUUCAGAAAGUGUUAUUCUGGGAUUCCAGGAUAGCUAAAUUUUGUAACUACUAACAGCACACAGGAAACUAAUUUGGUAUAGGAAACAACAUAUCCCUAAAUAAUGCUUAUUUAACUUCACUAUAAAUACAUCUACUUAACAAAAAUAGAUUUUGUGAGGGUCACUUCGUUUAGGUCAUUAUCUCAACCCACCCUCCUCCCAACCUCCCCAAACUCUGGUUUGAGCCAAUAUGUGUUCUAUUGUUCUUAGAGCACCAGCCGACUGUACAACAAUUGUUAUAAAAAUGUUUAUUGUUUACCAAAACCAGUGGACCUCUUAUCAAAUGCUGCUUGGUAACAAAAUCUAUCACAGUUUUAAUAAAAAGAAAAAAAAGAAGCUAA
Molecule: messenger RNA, 5042 nt
Organism: Cercocebus atys (sooty mangabey)
Lineage: Eukaryota; Metazoa; Chordata; Mammalia; Primates; Cercopithecidae
Gene: USP14
Product: ubiquitin specific peptidase 14 (tRNA-guanine transglycosylase)
Exons: 16
Coding region: 314-1795 (493 amino acids)
Biological process (GO): proteasome-mediated ubiquitin-dependent protein catabolic process; regulation of proteasomal protein catabolic process; protein deubiquitination
Molecular function (GO): cysteine-type deubiquitinase activity; protein binding; proteasome binding
Source: RefSeq, a predicted model, not a curated record